GUGUGUGGGUGACAGAACGAGAAACUGAAAAUGGACCUUCAGCUAUGCUAGGGCUAUAAUGGGAAGUGUCACAGUUCGAUAUUUCUGUUACGGGUGCCUUUUUACAUCUGCGACUUGGACAGUUUUGCUUUUUGUUUAUUUCAACUUCAGUGAAGUGACCCAGCCACUUAAGAAUGUGCCCAUCAAGGGGUCUGGGCCUCGUGGACCAUUUCCAAAAAAAUUCUAUCCUCGUUUCACUCGAGGCCCAAGUCGAUUAUUAGAGCCACAGUUAAAAGCAAACAACAUUGAUGACCUGUUAGAUAAUCAUAUUGAAGAUCCAGAAAAAAGCCACCUGAAAUUGUCUUCUGAAUUGGGUAUGAUUUUCAGUGAACGCGACCAGGAGCUGAGAGACUUGGGCUAUCAGAAACAUGCCUUUAAUGUGCUUAUCAGUAACCGCCUGGGCUACCACAGAGACGUGCCAGAUACGAGGAGCGCAGCGUGUAAAGGAAAGUCUUAUCCAGCCGACCUGCCCGUUGCCAGCGUUGUUAUCUGUUUCUACAAUGAAGCCUUUUCUGCCUUGCUUCGGACAGUGCACAGUGUCAUAGACCGCACGCCCGCGCGCCUUCUCCACGAGGUCAUCCUGGUAGAUGACGACAGUGACUUCGAUGAUUUGAAAGGAGAACUAGAUGAAUACGUCCAAAAAUACCUUCCUGGGAAAAUUAAAGUAAUAAGAAAUAAGAAGCGCGAGGGGUUGAUUAGAGGAAGGAUGAUCGGAGCAGCCCACGCUACAGGAGAAGUGCUCGUGUUCCUGGAUAGCCACUGCGAGGUGAACGUGCUGUGGCUGCAGCCCCUGCUGGCUGCCAUCCGCGAGGACCGGCGCACCGUGGUGUGCCCGGUGAUCGACAUCAUCAGUGCUGACACGCUCGCCUACAGCUCGUCGCCUGCCGUGCGGGGCGGGUUCAACUGGGGCCUGCACUUCAAGUGGGACCUCGUGCCCCUUUCCGAGCUGGCGGGAGCAGGGGGAGCCACCGCACCAAUAAAGUCACCCACAAUGGCUGGAGGUCUGUUUGCCAUGAACAGACAGUAUUUCAGUGAACUUGGCCAGUAUGACAGUGGCAUGGAUAUCUGGGGAGGAGAAAAUCUGGAAAUAUCAUUUCGGAUCUGGAUGUGUGGAGGUCAGCUCUUCAUCAUCCCUUGCUCUAGAGUAGGACACAUUUUCCGGAAAAGGCGACCGUACGGAUCUCCUGAAGGCCAGGACACCAUGACACACAACUCUCUGAGACUGGCACACGUCUGGCUGGAUGAGUACAAGGAGCAGUACUUCUCCUUAAGGCCCGAUCUGAAGACCAGAAGCUAUGGCAACAUCAGCGAGCGUGUUGAGUUGAGGAAGAGGCUGGGCUGCAAAUCAUUUAAAUGGUACCUGGACAAUGUGUACCCGGAGAUGCAGAUACCCGGGCCCAACGCCAGGCCCCAGCAGCCCGUCUUCGUCCAUCGAGGGCCCAAACGCCCCCGAGUCCUGCUGCGCGGACGGCUUUAUCACCUGCAGACCAGCCGAUGUCUGGUGGCCCAGGGACGCCCCAGUCAGAAGGGGGGCCUGGUAGUGCUGAAGGCCUGUGACUACGGUGACCCGAAUCAGGUCUGGGUUUAUAACGAGGAGCACGAACUGGUCCUAAAUAACCUCCUGUGUCUGGACAUGUCGGAAACUCGCUCCUCAGACCCACCACGACUGAUGAAGUGCCACGGGUCCGGAGGGUCGCAGCAGUGGACCUUUGGGAAAAAUAAUCGGCUCUACCAGGUGUCGGUUGGACAGUGCCUGAGAGUGGUGGACCCCCUGGGCCAGAAAAGCUCCGUGGCCAUGGCGAUCUGUGAUGGGUCCCCCUCUCAGCAGUGGCGUCUGGAAGGCUGAGGCGGAUACCAGGCUGGGACAGCACCGCGCCCAGCUUUGCCUGCUCGGGAAGUGUGGUCUCUGGAAUCAGGUUGCUGGGCGUGGGAGGCCGGAGCAGAUUCCCUGACCCGAUAGAGCCACCUUGGAGAUGCCUGAGGGUCAGCAGAGGUCACGUCGCAGAUCUGCUGGUGUGGGGGCCGGCAGCAGGUGGAGGACGUUUUACUUGCUGUUAAGGAAUUUCUUGUCUAUAGCGAGAACCCAGAAUGUAUUUUUCACUCUAAAGAGUCAGGGUUGUACAGGACAAAACCCAGGAAAUGGACAUUUCUAAUUACAUUCAUUUAUGCUGCUUUUUAAUCCCCUUCAAUGAUGGAAAGAUCUUUAUCUGAUUACAGCCUAUCAUGAUUUAGAAGACUUCAUUCGUAGAUCUUUUUUUUUAACUUCUGUUUAAUAUGUUCUAAAUAAUUUUUUAAAACUGAAUCUACAUUACUUCUAAAUUCAGAAGGCAUCAUUUAUAAGAUAAUAUUUAAGAGGCAGUUAACUGCCGUAAGUUAUUUUGAUGAAUUAUGAUACUGUCUCCAUUUAGAAUAAAGGGGCUUUUUGAUGAUUUAACCAGGA
Messenger RNA from Tupaia belangeri chinensis (Chinese tree shrew), 2479 nucleotides. RefSeq names its product polypeptide N-acetylgalactosaminyltransferase 11 (gene GALNT11). The transcript is spliced from 12 exons. Gene Ontology annotation, molecular function: polypeptide N-acetylgalactosaminyltransferase activity; Notch binding. The record is from RefSeq and is a predicted model, not a curated record. The coding region runs from base 59 to 1885 and encodes 608 amino acids. Lineage: Eukaryota; Metazoa; Chordata; Mammalia; Scandentia; Tupaiidae. Gene Ontology annotation, cellular component: Golgi apparatus. Gene Ontology annotation, biological process: regulation of Notch signaling pathway; protein O-linked glycosylation.